Messenger RNA from Pelodiscus sinensis (Chinese soft-shelled turtle), 7171 nucleotides. The record is from RefSeq and is a predicted model, not a curated record. NCBI's taxonomy places the organism in Eukaryota, Metazoa, Chordata, Testudines, Trionychidae.
GCCCAGCUGCAGCCAAGAACUUGCAGCUGGCUGCGGUUGCUUUAGGGGAGUAGGGAUUAGGGCGGCUGUGGGCCCUGCUGACCUGGCUCUCCUUAUUGUGAUCUCCUGCCUUGGCAUGUCUUGUCGCCUCCCCAGGGAGCUGUCAGUACAUACUUGUUUUCUUGGACUUCUUGGACUUCUCCCGCAGCUCGAGUAGGUUGUGCCCCAAGGCUGUAGUGUGAGCAAAGAACAGGGACAUGAAUGCUGUGCCACUGAUGCUUGGCCCAGUGCCAAGGUGAGGAUUCAAGGGCAGAGAGUACCGGGCACAUUAACGAAGCAGUCAUGGAAGCGUCAAACAGGAACAUUUCCAGCCCAACCCACAAAGUCAUUCAGAACACUCCUCUGGACCUGAUAGACAUGGGCAAAGGGCUGAAGGUCCAGACAGACAAGCCGCACCUGGUGAGCCUGGGAAGUGGCCGGCUUAGCACUGCUAUCACCCUCUUGCCCCUAGAGGAGGGGAAGACCAUGAUUGGCUCCGCAGCUAAGGACAUUGUUCUGCAAGGGGCUGGGUUGGCAUCUGAGCACUGCUACAUCGAGAAUGUGUGUGGAACUCUCACCUUGCACCCCUGCGGGAAUGCCUGCACCAUUGAUGGCCUGCAGGUUAAGCAGCCCACACGACUGACCCAAGGGUGCAUGAUCUGCCUGGGGCAGUCAACCUUCCUCAGGUUUAAUCACCCUGCUGAGGCCAAGUGGAUGAAAAGCAUGAUCCCAGCUGGAGAAAGGAGCCCUGGGGCUUCAUAUGGACUCACAUCAGAAUCAGAGCGUCUAGUGAAUGGCAACCACCAGCUGUCUCUCAAUGAUGCCCAUAAGGGGCAGGGAAUGAGGCCCCGGCCCAGCCACAGCUCUCUAGUCAGCUCCAUCGAGAAAGAUCUGCAAGACAUCAUGGACUCUUUGGUGAUAGAGGAGUCGGGAUGCCCCAGGAAAAAGCUGUCUGCCAAUGCCCAGUCCCCUGUUUCCUCAGUGGUGAAUGGUGGUGGGCACUACUUCUUGUCCCCACCCUUGAGCCCCGGGGCCAUGUCUGUGGGCUCCAGCUAUGAUAACGCAUCUCCACCCUUCUCCCCACUUUCUUCCCCAGCCAGCAGUGGCAGUUACACUAGCCACUCUCCCAGUAGUCAGGAGCAGGGGCCACCCAUCCCCCCCGUGGUGCCAGUGAGAUCAUCCAGCUACAACCAUGCCAUGCAGUUUCCACAGCAGCGGACACCUCCCCCUCCAGGUGGUGCCUCCCACCUGGACCUGAGGAGCAGUGCCAUGGGCACAAAUGAUACACAGCUUGCAGAGAGUCCUAAGAUGCAGAGGAAGGCCGUGCAUGGCAGUCCCGUGAGCCCCACACCUAGCCAGAGAACCCUCCACCCUGAAGGCCCUGGGCUUUCAGCCUUCUCCAGUUCCCGGAGGGCUGUUGAGAGCACACAGUUGGGCCAUUCUAACCAGCACAUGCCCCUAGUGUCUAUAAGCCUGAGUGACUAUGUGACAGGAAGCUCCCAGGCUCAGCCUACCAAUAUCCCCAGUAGUCCCCAUCUGACACCCAAAUUUCAGUCGCCAUCUGCUCAGAGGUUGAAAAUGGUGGCUCUUCAAGAGCGCCCACCCAGCCCCUUUAGGGAGGUCAAGGAACCCCCUGGCAUUGACAGGCACCUGGCCUCCAGCCCAUCCCGGCAGAUGUUGGCAAGAGUCUUCCAGCCUCUGGAGACUGCAGGCUUCAUCCAUGUCAGUCAGGGCAGCCGUUCUCUGCAGCCCCCUGAAAGUCCCAGAAUGGGCAGAAGGAGCAUGGAGAGCAUGAGAGACUUGCCUCCCCUCAGCCCUUCCCUGUCUCGCCGGGCAGCACCCCUGCCUUCUGCCUUGUCUCCUCAAGCAAGGACCCCCCAAGAGAGUCCCUCACAGCAGACCAAGCUGGCCAAGGAGGUUCCUGAGAGCCCUCGCAUCCGGCACAAGGCAGCCAGGCCCCUGGAGAGACAUGAAGACUUCUCCUCAUCCUCCUUGACAGGGAAGAAUUUGAGAACCAGAAGUCCCUCACCCAUCUUCCAGGCAGAACUUGCCUCCCAGCGUAAGCCCAGCUUCAGUAUCACUCUCAGCCCUGCAUACAGCCUGGGAUCACUGGCCGUGUCCUCACCCCAUCAGAGCCCCCGGGCACAGAGAAAGCUGUCUGGAGACCUGCGGCUGCCCAUGAGCACAAGGGAGCGCAAAAAUAGCAUCACUGAGAUCAGUGACAAUGAAGAUGACCUGCUAGAAUAUCACCGACGCCAGCGCGAGGAGCGGCUGCGUGAGCAAGAGAUGGAGCGCCUGGAGCGCCAGCGCCUGGAGACCAUCCUGAGCCUGUGUGCAGAAUACACCAGAACUGAUGGCACCACAGACACAGGCAACUUGCACCAGCACUUCCCGAGUGACGGAGAUGCCACCACCAUACUGACAGGCAGGAGGCAUUCGAAGGGCUCAACCAGCCUGUCUGCCUUGGGCCUUGGCAAGGCCAUAGAGGAGACUGGAGAGUCCACAGGGACCGAGCAGAGGGUGAGCCUGGAGAAAUCUGAGGAGGAAAAUCUGAAGGAGGAAUGUAGCAGCACAGAGAGCACGCACCAUGAGCAUGAGGACUUGACAGGCUCCAAGAGCAAGGAGGCCAUCCAGUUGGAGGAGGAGUGGGUGCGGGUGCUAAGCCGCGUGGAUGAGCUCAAGAGCCAUGUCAAGGAGCUGGAGCAGCAGCUCCAGGAGUCAUCCCAUGAGGCGGAGAUGGAGCAGGCUCUUCUGCAGGGGGAGCAGGAGUCAGAAAUGAUACAGCUGCAGCAGGAACAGAAGAUCGUGCAACAGCUACAAGAGAAACUCUGCAAGCUGGAUUCCAGUAUCCAGAAGGAGCGGGACAAGGAAAGGGCAAAGGUUGAUGCUGAAAGGAAGGAACUAGAGAAACUCCAAGCGCUUUACAAUGAGUCGAAGAGCCAGCUUGAUAACUGCCCUGAGUCAAUGCGGGAGCAGUUACAGGACCAGAUCAGAAGGGAGGCAGAGGCCCUGGAGACAGAAACCAAGCUGUUUGAGGACUUGGAGUUCCAGCAGCUGGAAAAGGAGAGUCGCCUGGAGGAGGAGCGCGAGACUGUGAGCCAGCAGAUCCUACAGAGCAAGGCUGAGUGCCAUCGCAGUAUCGCCAAGAGGAAGGAACGGCUGGCUGCAUUGGAAAGCCAGGCCAAUCACAUACGUCUCCAGACUGCCCAGGAGUCUGAGCGCCUUGCCAAGGAGAAGAAUGCCAUGCUGCAGCUGCUGCAGAAGGAGAAGGAGAAGCUUGUCUCCCUGGAGAGACGGUACCAUCUUGUCACUGGCAGACGGAGUUUCCCCAAAACAUCAUCUGCACUCAAAGAGGAGUACAUGAGGCUGUCUGAUGUUUUCAGAUUCUACUGCAGUAUGUACAGCCCUGGCCAGGAUACUAAAGCUGUUGCUGCCACUGCUGCUACUCCUCUUGCUUGCUUGCUUGCUGUACCUCCCACAACCAAUGAGAUGGAGAACCAACUUCAGGGCGGCCCAGUGCAGCUUUCUGCUUUGGAUUCAGAAAAGUGGUUCAUGUCUGGUUUCGAGGCCUCCUCCCCUGCCUCUCCUCACUCUUCCCCUCCUCCUCUUCCUGCUAAAGCUCACUGUUCUCGAAAGCUGUUCCAGGUCUUUCGUGCGAAGCUGGACAGCGACGCCGGCAGCACCCUCCCACAUACAAAGAGUGGGUCUGCAUCAUCCUCACAGCUCAGUGUGGCCACGCUGGGACGCAGCUCCUCCCCAAAGGGCCCUGUGCACCCACAGAAUGGCACAGGCAGCCUUCCACGGAACUUGGCAGCCACACUGCAGGACAUUGAGACCAAACGCCAGCUGGCCCUGCAGCAGAAAGGGCAGCAGGUGAUUGAGGAGCAGAAGCGGCGCCUGGCGGAGCUGAAGCAGAAAGCAGCUGCUGAGGCGCAGUCCCAGUGGGAGGCUCUGCACGGGCAGCCUCACUACCCCCCUUCUUCCUACCCUCCGCUCAUGCAUCACUCCAUUCUCCAUCAUCAUCCUCCCCACGGCAUCGGGCACCGGGCCGAGGACAUGGACCACGCCUAUGACACACUCAGCCUGGAGAGUUCAGACAGCAUGGAAACCAGUAUCUCCACUGGUGGCAACUCAGCCUGCUCACCUGAUAACAUGUCCAGUGCCAGUGGGGUGGAGGCAGUGAAAAUUGAAGAGAUGGAGAAGAUGCUGAAAGAGGCCCAUGCAGAGAAAUCUCGUCUGAUGGAGUCACGGGAGCGGGAGAUGGAGCUGCGGCGACAGGCUCUGGAGGAUGAGCGCAGGCGACGGGAGCAGCUGGAGCGGAGGCUGCAGGAUGAGACAACUCAUCGGCAGAAGCUGAUUGAGAAGGAAGUCAAGAUGAGAGAGAAGCAGUUCUCUCAGGCACGGCCCCUAACCAGGUAUCUCCCCAUCCGCAAGGAGGAUUUUGACUUGAAGAUACAUAUCGAGUCCUCAGGCCACAGUGUGGACACCUGCUACCAUGUCAUCCUGACUGAGAAGAUGUGCAAGGGCUAUCUGGUCAAGAUGGGUGGCAAGAUCAAGUCCUGGAAGAAGCGUUGGUUUGUCUUUGAUCGCAUGAAACGCACAGUCUCCUACUAUGUUGAUAAACAUGAAACAAAGCUCAAGGGAGUGAUCUAUUUCCAAGCCAUAGAGGAGGUUUAUUAUGACCAUCUCCGCAGUGCUGCUAAGAGUCCCAACCCCGCACUUACCUUCUGUGUCAAGACCCACGACCGUCUCUAUUACAUGGUGGCACCAUCAGCUGAGGCUAUGAGAAUCUGGAUGGAUGUUAUUGUGACUGGAGCAGAAGGCUACACGCAGUUCAUGAAUUGAGGGUGACUAGGAGUGCUUCAGGUGAAGCUGUCCAAGAUCCACCUGCUCUUCUGCUCCCAGAUGGAUUUGCCAUUGCCAGUGCCAAGAUGACCUGGAGCUGACCCCCUUCUCUCCCAUAGCUGGAUCCAGCAGACAGCCUUUUUCAUGAACCCCACAGCGAGAUCGUGAAAGUUCCCUCUGAUGCAGAUAUUAGCCAGCUCAUGCCCUUUGGGCCCUGGUUGGUUAAAUCAUGUUGCUGACUAUAGGGCCUGGAUUCAGGUCUGCACUUGUGCCAUCUUGCCCUUUUCCCGAGAGCUUUGGGAUGUGAUUUGACAAACACGGGGUUGAUUCUUUUUUAUGAGGAAUGUUUUAAAAAAAUAGGGAAAAUCAGGCCUGCAAAGCCAUGAUUUUUUGUUACAAAAUCCUUAUUUUUUCAUAUUGUAGCCAUUCCUAGUGGAAUCGCUGUUGCGUUUCCCCUUCCACCUACAUUUUCUAUUAAACACAGUGUACGAGAGGACAGUGAAAGCACAUGCCCAGGCAUGGUGUAAGCUUUCCUCUCACUGAACAGAGGUGUUAAUAAGCAAGGCUGGCACAGUCCCCUUAGUCAAGAGUUUCGGGGGGGGGAGAAGGAAAUGUUUUUAUAUUUAAGAGGGUUAGUUUAUUUGUUAAUGGAAACAUAUCAGUGGGCUGAAAGUACAAAGCACACGCGUUGACAAAGCCCAUGCUGCUGGUUCCAGUUCAAACUAGGCCUGAUAUCUUUAGCUGUUGGAUAAAGGAACUAAGCUGUCUAGUUGUUACAACUUCUUUAAAUUGGAGAUUGCUGGGCAUCACUGUGACAACUGCAUCAGACUCAUAUGGAGCAUCCUACCAGAAUCUGUGACCAGACCCUAUUUGCACCACUGUCUGCUUGACUUGUUUCCUUUUCUAGUGCCAUUCUCACCAGCAUCAAGUCUGCCCCAGGUGCCUAGAUAAUGCACCAUGGCAGGCCUGCCAGAUUGACUGCUGCUGCCUGUAAGAGCAAGGGGGCUAUCUAAUCUCUCAGAUUCUGCUCUUCUGUGCCUUGACCACCUUUGAGAGUCUGUGCAUCAGCAAAGGCAAGCUGCAAGGUUGGAGGGUUCUGGUGUGGUGUAAAGCUGGAGGUAACUGUGCCAGGUAUGUAAAGGGUGUGGGAUGAGAGGGAGUAUUUUUAUCUGCCAGGGCUGGUGAGGUCUCUCAUACACUAUGCACUGAGGUAUGUAGCCUCAUGGACCUAAUGGCUUCUUCUGACACUGUGAGCUUUAAAAGUGCCUGUCUCCAAGGAGAAGCCAUGAGAGAGAGGCAAGAAAGCAGAGUCUGGGUGCCUAAGUUAAUUGUUUGCACAUGCCUCAUGAGGAUGGUAGUGCCUAAAUGUACAUCGAAUGGUCCAAUGGUGUAAGGUGCUAAGCACCCUCCAAGUCCCAGAGAGCUGAAUGCACAGCCCCUUUAACACUGGGCCCAGAUUUAUCUAAGCCUGAAGCUGCUCCGCCUAUAGAAUUGGAAGCACCAGCACUUAGCGCUUUGCCAAGUGGCUAACGAAUGGGGGCCCUUGACAUUUUGAGUCCCUUUCAAAGUGUCUAUUUGUAGCUGCUGAUUUGCCCAAGCCAGCUGAGAGCUAGGAAUUUCUGCUGCUUUCCUCUAAGGUUUAGUGAAGAGUUAAGUUUCACAUAGCUGAAAAUCCCUUGAAAGAACAGGACUAUUUAAAUCCCAGUCUGGUUUUAUACCCCUGAAAUCCUUAUUUUCCAAAUCUUUUUUAACCGUAGGUAUUUGUAUGAAUUCAAGUGCCAUUGCUGUUAAGCCUAGAAUCUCCCUUUGUCCAGUUUGUACCGUCUUCUGCAUACCUAAGCUGGGGCAGGCAGCAACCAAUCCAGUCUCUCCCUCUUCUCAGUAGCUGUAUACAGGCUGCCAACAAUAAAAGCCUUUUGAGUAACAGACUUAAAAUUGUUUCCCCUACCCGUCUUGACCACAGCCAGCCACCUAAGACAAAGGGUUUACAGUAGCUAUUGUGUGGGUAGUCACCUGUCUUUGAAAGUGCACUGCCACACCCCUAUAGCAAGUUUUGUCUGGAUAGCCACUGAGGCUGUCAUCCUUCAAAAGAAAUUCAACAACCUCUACAGGUCUCUGAAUGAGAGGGACAGCGAAGGGUGGCACAGAGGCAGCUUGGGGAGAGUGACAGGAUCUGGGAUGGGAAAUGGAGCUGGGCCCACGGCAGCAGAUUAUAACCCUCUUAUUAAUUACAUUUUUAUAUAUAAUGUAUAUUUUGUAACUUGUUUUUAUCUUUCAUUCCAUUCAAACUAAAAAGAACUUCACCUUU